ACGCUGGAAUGUGAUGUCCUCCUGGCUGAUUUGGACCCUAAUAUUGGGAUUCCCAACCAAGAUAACUAUUUAGGCUUCUUACUUUGUACACUUUGCGAUAUUAUAAAGCGGGAUGUUGUAAAUGUAGUCAAUAAGUUACAUUUAAUCAAAUAAAUAAACUAUUUGCAUUAGUGUUAGAUAUACUAGAUAGGCUUAACCAUCAACCAGACUAUCAUUAAGAAUACAAACUAGUGCAUUUCUGAAUGAUUGAUCGAGUAAAGUUGGAUUUAGCCUAUGAUCUGUCAAGAAAAUGUAACAGAAAAACCUUUAUUUCAUUGUCUCAACAUUAUGAAAAAAGGCUUCGGUGUGCUGCUAUGAGUUCAGUGGCUGCUUAAUAACCAGUGUCAGCCAAGUUGCCUCCUUGGUGACUGCGCGCGCGUGUCUAUCAACAUCGUACAAGGAAUGUUUGUUGUCCGGUGCCCCGCAACGUCACGGAAUUUGGGAGCGCGACAGUGCGCCCUAGGACUCAAAUACUGUGGCAUGUUUACCGACGUGAGUUUUCCUGAUCCGACUCUUGUUUGGAGCUCGUCUCUCUUGCAUUGGAAUAGUACAAGGGAUAAGGAAAAUAAUCCGAAUAUAUGAUCUCGGUCCCUUUGAUGAAAACAGUCCCAUUUUACCCUCUGACUUCAUGAUUCAAUUGGGUGUAGAUGGUCUAUUCGCCAGAGAUGUCCACCGCUGCAACUCCAACCACCCCCUCUCAGUUAACAUCGGAUCAACUCACGGUCAUUGUGGCAGCAUUUUCAGGUCUGGUGUUCUUUGUGGUGAUCGUGGUGCUGCUGUCCAUAUACCGGAAAGAACCUCACUGCUGCAAGGACACCCAUGGAGACAUGGAUGCCCCUCCUCAGUACUACAGCAGCAGACAGACACUGGUGGGAAACCCCUGUCUGGACCAGACUCACGACAUCAUACACGACAACACACACUCACAGUCAGGGCAGCUGUUCCUUAUCGGCCUGCCCUCCAGCUACCGCCUGCCCUCCCUGGAGGCGCCCCUCCCCAGGCUGCCCUCCUACGAGAGUGUCAGGAAGAAGGACCGCCAGAGACAGAUACACAUGAUGAUCGCUGACCGUUUCGGCCUCAACGGCGCCAUGCUGACUGAGCCCCCUCCAACGUAUGAGGAGAGCAUCCACCACUCCAUUGAAGUGCCCUUUGACAUUCUGGGGUCUGUAAUAGACGCCCCUCAUCCCCAGAACAUUUACCCUCCGCACACUGGCACAGACCUUACCACUCAGUCAGAGGUAACCACUCAGUGCCCAUCCACUCAGGAUGCCAACAGUGCCACCCUACCAGUCUGAAUCCUCAGACUCGCUACUGACACACGAUGACAAGGACAACUGGAGUAUUGAUGCUUUUUAUCCAUCUUGAUGUGCCAAACUGGUCAGAGGAUAACAGACAGGGGAAAUGCACACAUUCUCAAUAGGUUGAAUCAGAUCCAGCAGCCAAUGGGUUGACUGUACUGUAGGAACAUCCUGCAGUGACAGUAUGCUGGAAGAUAGUGACCAAAGAUGGUGAAAUUCUACAUUGCGGGUUACUCCAUACUGACAAACUUGAAUGUCUAAACACCUCUUGUCAGUUGUGAUUUUAAACUGGAGCCUAAAUAAGAUUGAUGAACUGGGAAGACUUGGAUUACCAUUCUUCAGUGAAAAGGGAAACUGUCCUGUAGAUGACCAAUACCAUGACUAUAUAUGUCUGAGGUGGCAGGUUCUAAUGCCAAAGUUAACUGUAAGAGGAGACAGGCCAGGUAGAAAGACACUCCAUGACAAAUGUGCUGCUGAAAAACAAAGAUCAUUUUGCUGUGAACAGAAAAAGCACCAAAAAGGGAAGAACGAUCUUUAGAUUUAAAAGAAAUGUUUCUCAUAUUUUCUACAUUUGAUCAUUUUAUGGAUUAAAGUAAUCUGGAUUAUUGUUUUUUUGGGGAACUGUGUUGUAGCAAGUUGUUUUCUGAGUAAAACCACUCUCCUCUUUUAGUGCAAUGUCUGAGCCAAAAACGUAUAAGCGUGAGUUGUAAAAUGCUCAUAUGUCCUACCCUGCUGAACUUGGGUUGUACAGUUGAGCCAGCUACAAUUUGUGUGUUAGUCUUGGAACCUGUGAAGAGUGAGUCAACAACACCAAACCUGCGUUGGCUCUGGUAACGGGUCUUAAAUGCCCAAUGCAGCCGUUUUUUUAUAUCAAAUAAUUUAUGGGUAACAAUAAUGUACCUUACUGUAAUGGUUUUCCAUUAAAAUUAUCAAAAUUGUUUUUUUGUUGCUUUUAAGCGUUAAACGUUUAAACAAGCAAUAAUUGUGGUCUGAGUGGGGAGGAGAAAAGGGAAAACUAGUUGUUAUUGUUAGAGGUUUGGAACUCUUUAUUAUUAAUCUAUUAACUCAUUUACCACCUGGUGAUGCAAAACCUGCUGUUUAGAAGGUCCUUUGUAGAAUGUAUUUUCAACCAGGAAAUAAUACUGAUCAAAUCUUGUUAGUUUCAUCAGCAUUUGUAAAAUAUGAUGCAAAACACAAACUUCAUUUUGACUGCACAGGGCCUUUAAGAUACAAUUCAGCAUUGGGAUUGUGGGAAGCGGUAAGGAGCUACCUUUGUUUAUUCAAGAGCUCUGUGAACAGUGAAUGAGAAUAUUUGUGUAAAAAGCUUAUUUUUUGUUGUUGAUUAACUGGGCUGCCUGUUUUAACAGUCCCUGCACAAGCUUGAGAAGAAACCAGUAUGAAUGACAAGAAAAAGUAUGUAAUAUUUCCCUCACAUCAUGUCUGAAACAAAAGUAUGAGGUUUCAACAGCCGUUAGCAAGUUCUAUUCAAAAGACAUAUAAAUUCCUGUCUGUCACGUAAACUAAUUGAGAUGGUGGUGGCUUCUAGAUAAAGACAUGUUUAACACAGCGCCUGUGUGCUGUCUCUGUCUGGCCUUAAUGUCCACUAGUUUCCUUUUCACCUCAUUUAACACAUGAUUUACUUAACAAAAGGCACAUCUCAAUAGGUGGUCCAGGUAUGACAUGAACAAGCAGGGGGAGGGGCAGGUGGUACUUUCCUCUUUUGUUCUCCAUUGUUCCUCAAACAAGGAGGAGGCUGAUGACAUCACAUCUGACCAUCUCCUUUUAUUUUAUUUAUUUAACCUUUAUUUAACUAGGCAAGUCAGUUAAGAACAAAUACUUAUUUACAAUAACGGCCUAGGAACAGUGGGUUAACUGACUUGUUCAGGGGCAGAACGACAGAUUUUUACCUUGUCAGCUCGGGGAUUCGAUCUAGCAACCUUUCGGUUACUGGCCCAACGCUCUAACUACUAGGCUACCUGCCGCCCCAAACCUGCCACUCCAAAAUCCUUGAAGUUAACUUAAAGUUUGCGGUUGUCUCUAAAACACUAUUUUGCUCAAAACAUCUUUUUUUUUUAACCCUUUAGUGUAUGUAUUUAUACUUGGGAUAUUUGAACAGGAAAAGUAAAACAAAAUCACUGGAGGACGUCUAACUUUCACUUUCCGAACCCUCUAAACUGCACUUUACAUUGGUGGGAGCAGUGUUUUUGUGCAUUUUGAAUGACCCUGGAACCUAACGAUUAUACAAGUGAAUUAAUGACCUGUAAGUUUACUUUGAGCCCAGCACCAAGUUAUAUCUGACCUGUACACACACAUUGAACAUAUGUAUGUAAAUAAUAAACUGUUAUUAAAUCCAA
Messenger RNA from Oncorhynchus keta (chum salmon), 3691 nucleotides. RefSeq lists its product as uncharacterized. The record is from RefSeq and is a predicted model, not a curated record. Bases 687 to 1334 code for a protein of 215 amino acids. Lineage: Eukaryota; Metazoa; Chordata; Actinopteri; Salmoniformes; Salmonidae. The transcript is spliced from 5 exons.